Molecule: messenger RNA, 1899 nt
Organism: Procambarus clarkii (red swamp crayfish)
Lineage: Eukaryota; Metazoa; Arthropoda; Malacostraca; Decapoda; Cambaridae
Source: RefSeq, a predicted model, not a curated record
UAUAUUUGUAUAAUAUACAAAUUCUCUAUCAUACAACUUUUAAAUAACGAACUUAGACAACGGAUAUCAUCAGUUGGUCAGGAGACGCCAGGCGAGAAAGACGUGUCGACGUCAACUCCAACGCCAUAUUACUUCCACUGUCUUUACUCAUCGUUACUUGUCACUAACGAGCAACUUGGAUAAAAUGCCGAAGAAAAAGGGAAAAAAGCAGCCAGAAGGGCGAAUAGAACCCAAGAAGGCUGCUAAAGGAAGUGAUUCACCCCACCUACUGGAACACCCAUGUGAAUCACAAAAUACCCCUCACCGGCCACAACACCCCUCUGAAUCAGUAAAUACCCCCCACCUUCACCACCCAUCCUUCUCCUCAUCAAAUUCAUCAUCACUCUCCCAAGAACCAUCUUAUUCGUCAUCAAAUUCAUCACAUCCCCAUGAAGUAUCAUCCCUGUCAUCAAAUUCCUUCCAACCCGAAGAUAAACGCAUCCCACGAUUUCACACCCCACGAAGACGCAACAGACAAAGUCACAAGCACACUGGACAUAAAAAGUGCCAAAUUAAGGGCAAACGCAAGCACAGACGCAGGCACUGAAUAAUAACUGAAUAACUGAACAGAAAGUGUAGUUCUACCUUGCAACUACUAAACAACAAAUGAGACGUUCAUUAUUAUUGCACUUAUAGACUUUAAAUGUAAAGUGAGACCUAAUUAUGACAUUAAACCUAAAUAAUGGAUUGAGAGAAAGGAUUACAAGUACAUAGCAAUGAUACAGUUGUGUACAUUAUGCAUAAUUGAGAGGAAUAUGUUAUAACCACUAAAGUAUAUAUGUGGACCUUUGGUCAGUUUCUGUAUAAGUUUAAUCUUUUUUAUUCAAAGUGAGAAAAGGAAUUGACAUUUAAACUUACAGUAACCAUGGAUUGAUCCUUUAAUAUAUGAUAUGCUUGAUUCCAAGUUCUACCUUUUAAUUAUACGGAUAAAUGCACUCUUCGUUGACAGACAUGCUAGAAACAAUCUAUAGUCAGGACUUAUUUUGUGUUCAACAGGGAGGCGUGGUUAGUACCUUCUCUAUACAAACUCGACAGCCCUGCGGGUACCUUUGAAACAUUUCAUUCACACAUAUAUUCUUUAAUUCUAAUUUCAGUUUACUAGUCCCUCACCAUAUGAAUUAAGUUCACUUCACUUGGAUAUACCGUACUGUACAAAUUUUAUAAGUCCCUUUAUGGUCUCUGUACUUUAGUUUCAGCUACCUUCUUAGUAUCAUUAGUUUCUUGGCUUCCUAAUAUAACCUUGUCAUAUUUCGCCUAUAAACUUUGGGACAGUACCUGCUUUUAUGUAUUGUGUACUGUAUACUGCAAGUAUGCAAAGCAAGAUGGUUUGAAACUGAGUAUUACGCAUAAAUAAAAUUACAACAGAUAGAAAAAGAUUAGAUUGGAAUUUGUGUUGGUUCAUUUCAGUGAUUAUUCUAUCUAGUGUUUUAACAUUUAAAAGAUUAUUUAUAUUGUAGUUGAUAAUAUUAUACACCAAUAGACAUUAUAGGCAACAAAAUUCUUAGCAAAUGUUCUAUGUAAGCUUUCAAUAGUCUUCACAUCUGAAAGUGGUUUAAAUGUAAAGGCACACUAAGGAAGAGAAUCAUUUAGUAAAGAAAACAUUUUCGAAGCUAAAUCUUGUUAACAAAUUGAAUACAGUAUUAUGAAAAAAUAUUAAGAGUACAAUGUAUCCUCACACGCUUGCUAAGUCUAUCUUUUGAUACCUACUUGCCUAUAAUUAUCUUACAUAAAAUGAACAAAUGCACAAGGGCCGUGAAGAGUUUUUUUUUAUGUUGAUUGUUCAAUGAUCCCUUGAACUAUAUGUUUAACACAUCUCUAACCCUGUCCAUGGAGGACAGAAGAAAAUGUAUAUAUGCUGGU